AUGCGUUCGACACAGCCAGGAAUGCCCUUCUAUGUGUGGAGGGCUAUCCGCAGCAGCCGAAGCUGGAGAAGUUCAGCGAGGAACAGCGACAGGCACGUGGACGAAAAGAUGUUGCGCCAAAACGAGAAGUCGGUUUCUUACGCAGAUCGUGCAGAUCUCGUCAGGCUUGCAUCCGCCGAGGUGCCCUGGAUGGAUUUCAAUCCUGGCAGAGAGGCUCAUGUCAUUGGACGCCUCCAAGCCGUUUGGCCUCACCUGCAGUUCGUGAGGUUUCUUUUAAACGGCGCCGACGACGUCGUCAAGUACCAGAAGUGGCAGUUGGCGAGUCCCGAAAAACGGUACAUCACCAUCGGCCGCCCGGGCUUCACGGAGAAGGUCGAGCAUGGAGCUCGUCGUGACGGCGUGGCUCUGGAUCAAGGUUUCUUCAUCCUGGUCCCUGGCGGAUCGGAGGUGUCCGACGUGAGUUCGACCCUUGUCCGAGACCUCCUUCGGAAAGGGGAUCGUUGCAGAUUGGCUCCUGCGGAGUGGGAUUUACGGUGCAAGGGAUUGCAAGAGCCAGUUAGCAUGGUGCGGCUUCUGGGCGCGGUGCUCUUGGAGCCCUGCUUCGACGUGGCUGCUCUUCGCUUCUCAGCUUUCAGGCUGCAGCGUACGGUGCGGUGCGACUUGGAGAAGCUUCCGGCAGAGACACCAUCGGUGACCUUGCCCAAUGGUUGGAGGUUUUUGUUGGAAAACCACAAGCAUCUCUACAGAGAAUGGGAUUGCAAUCAGGUCCAGGAGUCCAGUUGCAGCGCCAUGCUUCAUGUUAUCCAGGAUCAUGGUGGCUCUGUCGAAGGGCUUGCCGUGGCCGACGUCCCGGGCCGUGGCCGCGGUCUCCUCGCCGCAACAAAGCUGGUGCCGAACCGACGGCUGAUCUCUGUGCCAUCCCAGUGCGUGCUGUAUGAGCGCCAUGUCAAAGACGAAACUGUGGGGAUGCAAAGACUCGUCUCCUACCUCCAUGCCAACGAAACAGCUCAGGACAUGGUAUCCAACAAGUUCUUGCUCUCCGCAUUCAUCCUUGAGCAGCUUCAGCACCGCUCCCCGUCAAAGCGGUUCGCACCUUACCUUCGAGAUUUGCGAAAAUCCGCGCAGACGAUGCUGCCGAGGCUGCCACUUUUCUGGCCAGCCGGAGACCAAGCAGAGCUGCAAGGCACAAUGGCUGAGCAUGAGCUGCCGAGGAUGCGCCGGGCGAUGCGCAGGGAGUACGAUGUUCUAUCCGCAGCUGCCCCGAACCUUGCUGCCAGCCAUCCACUGGCGGAGUAUCAGGCUGCCUACUCCUUCGUGGCGGCGCGGUCCUUCACGCUGCCGCCAGAGGCUGGCGAGGAUGCUGUGCUGUAUCCGUUCAUCGACAUGGCGAACCACGAAAUUGGGGAGCCCAAUGCCACUCUCAAUUCGGAGGAGUUUGAAGAACAUCUCCGCGAAGCAGCAGCUGCCCGCGUCGAGGUGAAGCACCAGGCUGAUGGCUUCACUGCCCAGCUGUUCUCGCAGCAUGCAUUCCUCGCCAGGCAGGAAGUCACUGUGGCAUACGGUGGCUUGGGCAAUCACUGGCUGUUGCCACAUUUUGUGAACUGCUGA
This is a messenger RNA of Symbiodinium sp. CCMP2456, 1608 nucleotides long. Lineage: Eukaryota; Dinophyceae; Suessiales; Symbiodiniaceae. The record is from the annotation of a GenBank genome assembly.